CGGGGCCUGACCUGGGGACCCGGCUCGGCGCAGCCUCCACCCUGUCCGUCUGCAAACUGGCUCCGCCGCUCCUCAGAGUUCUUCGGGUCCCCGCGCCACCAGGCUCGGGUGGCGGACGGUCCGGGUGCCGGCGGCGACAUGCGCCCCCUGCUCGGCCUGCUCCUGAUCUUCGCCGGCUGCACCUUCGCCCUAUACCUGCUGUCCACGCGCCUGCCCCGCGGGCGAGCACCGGCCUCGGCGGAGGAGACGGGGCGCAGGUCUCUAUGGUUCCCCUCAGACGUGACUGAGCUUCGAGAGCUCGCUGAGCUGCUUCAAGACUACCAGAAGGAGCACCAGGCCUACGUCUUCCUGCUUUUCUGCAGUGCCUACCUCUACAAGCAGGGCUUUGCCAUCCCCGGCUCCAGUUUUCUGAAUGUUUUAGCUGGUGCUUUGUUUGGGCCGUGGCUGGGGCUCCUUCUGUGCUGUGUGUUGACUUCCGUGGGUGCCACAUGCUGCUACCUGCUCUCCAGUUUCUUUGGCAAACAGCUGGUGGUCUCCUACUUUCCUGAUAAAGUGGCCCUGCUGCAGAAGAAGGUGGAGGAGAACAGAAACAGCUUGUUCUUUUUCUUACUGUUCUUGAGACUUUUCCCCAUGACGCCAAACUGGUUCUUGAACCUCUCAGCCCCGGUUCUGAACAUCCCCAUUGUGCAGUUCUUCUUCUCUGUCCUUAUUGGUUUGAUCCCAUACAAUUUCAUCUGUGUACAGACAGGCUCCAUCCUGUCAACCCUCACUUCUCUGGAUGCUCUUUUCUCCUUGGAAACUGUCCUCAAGCUGUUGGCUAUUGCCCUGAUGGCCUUAGUUCCUGGAACCCUUGUUAAAAAGUUCAGCCAGAAAGACAUGCACUUCAGUGAAGCAAACACCACCAAUCAUCUAAACAGAAAGGACACAUGAUGUGGAAUUUUAUGGUGGCCACGUCUCUGGACUUUGUUGUUUGUGUGUAUUAUAGAGUGGUCUCCUAAAGCCCUUCAUUUAGAGAAAAUUGCCCUCAAUAUGUGUUUUGGGCACUACUCAUUAGAGGCACAGUGUUGUCAUAGAGGGCAAUUUGCUCUUGAAGGUGAAUUAUAUCAGGUCCUCAAACCAUCCCUGGUUUAGUAGGACACUCUGUGGAAUGAUGGCCUUCUAGAAAAUUCUGUUUAUGUUUUACUGAGUAACAAGGAACUCAGGAUAGUUUCCUUUCCUUUGAUUUUUUUCUCCUCCCUUCCCUCCCCUUCCCUCUUCUCCCCUCUUUUCUUCCUUUUCUUUAGAUACAGAGAGGUAAGAGGGAGAGUGAGCAUCAAAGAGACCACAGCUCCAAAGUUUCCUUUUAUUGUGGUACAGACCGGACUUGAACCUAUCAGAUGAAAAAGUAAUACACUGUCUGAGUUAUUUUACCAGCCCAGGAUAGCAUGUGGUCCGUGCCUUUUGCCAGUCACUGAGCUACCUGGGAUGCAGAUGCUGACUGUCCUCAUGCAGAUUCCUUUUUGCAAAGUAAUAGGUUGAUGUGACAGGUGUUCUCCCGUUAAGUUCUUAGUGGAUGUUGUUUGUUCAAGUGAUAUGUGACCCCACAUCACCGGCAUCACUCUUCAUUUUGUUAAUCUCUUGAAGGGAUUUAUUUUUGAGAUGACCUACCUCUUCCAUAAACCAAGGGAAGCAAGCCAACGAGCCACACAGAGCUUCCACAUGCAGCUCAAAUGCACGAUUUCUGCCAUGCACUUUUGUGUUGUGUUCAGUGACACUGAUAUUAAUUACUAUGUGUCCCUGCUUCUCUUGUUUUCAUGUCCUGACAAUUAAAACUGACUGCAAAUAGACUAUUAAAUACAAAUAGAGCAGACUUGGUAUGUUAAUUGAUAUGUUCUGGAGAACUUUUUACCCAUGUGGACAGGGCAGGACCCUUGAUUCACCGGAAUCAAACGCAUUAGUACACUUUCUAAUCUGCCAGUAUCCAUUCUUGUCUGUCUUUCCUGUGUGGGUAUCCCUUUGCUGGCCUCCUGCUAGGAGAAUGGAUAUAUUACAUUUGGAUAUCAGCUAGUGUACCCUCUGAAGGUUUUUCACUUUGUCCUUUGCCAGGGUGACAGAAGAAAUACUUCUGUUUACUUUUUAAUGAAAAAAGGAAAACUUGGUUGGGGUUCCAUUUUUAUUGUUAUUAUAACUAUCUGUAGCUGUCAGUACUUUCUACAGUUGCAGUAUUGAAUUAAUAUAGAUGUGGGUUAAUACUUCCAAGGACAGUAGGAACUUGGUACCUAAACUUGCCAACUCUGGGAUCCUGUACCCUAUCGAUAUAAUUCAUAAUCUCUACCGAACUGGUUUUCCUCAGAUAUCAUCUGUUGGGCCUUUUAAUAUGACUUGGCCAAGGAUCUUGGCACAUCUUUAGCCUGGGUGAAUUGUUCUGUGGAUUCUUGGCAAUACUUGUGUUCAGUAGGAAAAAUGAAUUCCUGUGCUGUUUUUUUUAACACGACAUGACAUGAUUCAACUUUCGAAGAUCUGUUUCUUUAAAAGAAUCUUGGUGCCAAGAGGGAGAGUGAGGAGGUAACCAACAGAACUUUGAAGUCCAUGACUGUUCCAAAGGAGGGAGAGGAGGGAGAGAGAAAUGAGCACAUUUUCCAUACUUGAAAGUAUGUGUCCUUUGUCCUUUUUCAGGAGGCUCCUUAGAUUUGUCCCCCCGUUAUUUUGAACCAGGUGCCUUAUCAGUUGUGAGUUUACAGGCAAAGCAAUUUCCCAAAUAAAUGGAUAUCAGUGUUA
Molecule: messenger RNA, 2757 nt
Organism: Erinaceus europaeus (western European hedgehog)
Lineage: Eukaryota; Metazoa; Chordata; Mammalia; Eulipotyphla; Erinaceidae
Gene: TMEM41A
Product: transmembrane protein 41A
Exons: 5
Coding region: 139-930 (263 amino acids)
Source: RefSeq, a predicted model, not a curated record